GUACAGGGUGUAGAGGACGCUGUUCUAAAAAAUGUGUUUUUAUCAUCUGGAAAAAGAAAGAAACUACCACCAGAUGAGGGACAAGGCCAAGUUGCUAUAAAACGAUUUUCAAAGAGGCCCGCACAAUGAGUAAUAAGGUCAAAGCUGAAGAAGAGAAGAACAAAGGCAAUGAGUGUAUGAAAUCUCAGAACCCAACAGAAGCUGUCCUUCAUUACACAACAGGCAUUAAGCUGGAUGGGAAGGAUCACCGUUUGUUUAGCAACCGUUGCUUAGCAUUUUUACAAAUCCAACAAUAUUACCUUGCUUUACAAGAUGCCAAAACAGUUAUCAAGCUGAAUCCUGAUUGGCCAAAAGCAAUGAAAGUUGAAAGAAAAGCCUAUAGAAAGGGUUAUUAUAGAAAAGGAGAAGUUGAGUAUUGCACAGAGCAUUAUGAAGAUGCAAUCAAGUCUUAUGAAGCUGGACUUGCACUGGAGAGUGAAAAUGAAGGAAUAUUACAAGCCAUCAAUAAGUCAAAGAAAAAACUAGAGGAAUUAACAGCAUCUGAGCGACGACUACCCUGGAUAAGUGCAGCACUUGGUAUGUUGGUUGGCACUGUAAUUGUCCUUGCUGAUCACUUGGCUGCCGACAAUCCUAUGUUACAGUCAAUGGUUCUGAGAACUGUAUUUGUGGUAGUUUUUAUUUCACUUGGUUUGCUUGGUAGUUGGUUGUACAAGUACAUGCUACAGUUACAACGGUCAUCUCUACUUGAACCACUUCCGGACCUAGGAUUUGGGUCAACCGACAGCAGCUCUAACAGUACACAAAACAGUAAAAAAAUAACCGAGACAAAGCGAAACAAGAGAAAGAGUACAAAGACCUGAUGACUGCAGCAGACACAUUGUCAUGCAUUUUUAAGAGGCAAACACCAAUCACUGACAUAUUGCCGGUCUUGGACGUAAACAAUCACUCUACCAAGCAGAGGAUGAUGCAGAUCCUGUAAACUGGUUACUUUAAUAUGAACUUCAUUUGCUGUAAUUCAGCUUGCUAGAAUAUAUCAUUGCAGUUCAGCAUGAAUGAAUGUUCAAUUUCUCUUUGGAAUAUACUACUUUCAACAACUGAACCAAAAGGUUAUUGUUCAGAUUAUUUCCAAGAUGUAUUUGAUAUAUAAAUAUGACAUGGAUCCACUUCCUACAUGUUUUAAGAAAGAUUAUUCUGACUCCCAUGGACAGUUAAUGAUGAAUGCCUAUUCAUUUACACAGCAUUUUUGCGAUGAUUAGUGUGGGCGCACUUCAACUCUACCUUAAGGAUGGACAGCAAAAACUUUGGACAUCAAUAAUUGUUAAGGAGAGGGCAUAUACAAUAGACAAUAAUUUAAUUUAGAAUUAAUAAAAUUUGUUUGUUAAAUGUGUAACAAUUAAAAAAAUAAACAAGCAUUGAAUAUCAGUACAAUAGUGCAAUGUCAGUUUGAAAAUCUGAAAGAAACGCAGAAACUUCAAAUAAAAACAGACUAAGAGAA
This is a messenger RNA of Anneissia japonica, 1495 nucleotides long. Its product is annotated as hsp70-Hsp90 organizing protein-like. The transcript has 8 exons. The record is from RefSeq and is a predicted model, not a curated record. Bases 126 to 860 code for a protein of 244 amino acids. Lineage: Eukaryota; Metazoa; Echinodermata; Crinoidea; Comatulida; Comatulidae. Gene Ontology annotation, molecular function: Hsp90 protein binding.